AUGACUGCGAACGCUCUCCUCCAACCCCUCCAAGUUGGAGCCAUCAUGCUGAAGAACCGAGCCGCUAUGUCCGCCAUGACGAGAAAUCGUGCACCGAAUGGUUACCCAUCAGAUUUAAUGAAGGAAUACUACGUCCAACGUUGUGGUGCUGGACUCAUCGUCACAGAAGGGCUCUUGAUCACUCGGCAAGGUACCGACCACCUCAACGCACCUGGCAUCUGGGACGACAAACAUGUCGCGGGUUGGAAGGACAUUGUCGACGCCAUUCACAAAGCAGGUAGCAAAAUUUAUGCCCAACUUUGGCACCUCGGGCGCCUAUCCCAUCCCGAAGCGCAGGAGCAGAUACUCGCUGGAGAACCAGUCUAUGGGCCGUCUGCAAUCGCUGCACGAGGGGGUAAAUUUCGCGACGUACCCGGUUCACCUGGAUUUGUUACGCCCACGGCCAUUGAAGACCCUUGGACUAUUAUUGCGCAGUACAAGCAGGCAGCCAUAAAUGCAAAAGAGGCUGGUUUCGAUGGAGUCGAACUUCACGCAGCAAAUGGUUAUUUGGUGAUGCAGUUCCUUGACAACACGUCCAACAAACGGACGGAUGAGUGGGGAGGCAGCGUCGAAAAUCGUUGUCGUUUCGGCCUAGAGGUCUUCAAAGCGCUCAUUGAGGUCUUCGGGCAAGACGUCGGGGUCAAGCUGAGCCCCGCAGGUGGAUACAACGACGUUGGGAUGCCGCUCCGAGACACUCUCGACACGUACUCGUAUUUUAUCACCGAGGCGGACAAGUUAAAUCCUGGGUAUAUUGUGCUAGUACGCUAUUCCUCGAUAACCGACGAACAGUUCGAUGGUGUCUUACGUGCGACUCGACACGACGUUUUCAAGUCAUACCGACACCUGAUAAAGAACGCCAAAGUUUUUCUAAACUCCGGAAUUUCUCCAGAAGAAGGCCAUCAACUCGUGUCUGAGGGAAAGGCGGACGGCGUCUUCUUUGGCUUUAGCUGGCUCACUCAUCCCGACCUUGUCGAACGCAUUAAACGCGGAUAUCCCUUAGAUAAUGCCCCUGACUUCCUACGCCUUAUACCAGAGGAUGGCGAGCGGGAUUGGAGUAAAGGUUAUGUUGAUUACCCUGCAUACGCUCAUUGA
This is a messenger RNA of Cyclocybe aegerita, 1131 nucleotides long. The record is from the annotation of a GenBank genome assembly. Lineage: Eukaryota; Fungi; Basidiomycota; Agaricomycetes; Agaricales; Hemipholiotaceae.